Passer domesticus (house sparrow) is the source of this 5362-nucleotide messenger RNA. It is a transcript of the gene ARHGAP45, whose product is annotated as Rho GTPase activating protein 45. Gene Ontology annotation, cellular component: membrane. Bases 69 to 3503 code for a protein of 1144 amino acids. The record is from RefSeq and is a predicted model, not a curated record. Gene Ontology annotation, biological process: signal transduction; activation of GTPase activity. The transcript has 23 exons. Gene Ontology annotation, molecular function: GTPase activator activity. Lineage: Eukaryota; Metazoa; Chordata; Aves; Passeriformes; Passeridae.
ACCGGCACGGCGGCCAGGAACCGGGCCGAGCGAGGGGCUCAGGGCAGCGGCUCGGCCCCCCGGGAGCGAUGUUCUCCCGCAAGAAGCGGGAGCUGAUAAAAACCCCCUCCAUCUCCAAGAAGAGCCGGGCGGGGAGCCCCGUCCCGCAGAGCCUGCCGGAGCUCUCCCGCAAGGAUUGCCUGGAGGCCCCGGGCUGCAGCGCCGGGGAGCUGCCCGCGGGCAGUGCCAAGCUCAGCAGCAGCCCCAGCGCCGUGGGCACCCUGAAGCGCCCCACCAGCCUGAGCCGCCAUGCCAGCGCCGCCGGCUUCGCCCUGCCCACGGCCCCCCGCGCCGGGCCCAAGGGCCACAAGACCCCCAUGGCCUACAGCCCUCUGGAGGGCGGGGAGGGUCCCUUCAUCGACCCCGAGGACAUCUCCCAGCUGCUGGCGGACGUGGCCCGCUUCGCCGACGCCCUGGAGAAGCUGCGGGACGUGGUGCUGCGCGAUGACCCCAAGGAGCGUCAGCGGCCGCUGGCCCACGAGUGCCUGGGUGAAACCCUCCGCAUCCUGCGCCAGGUCAUCAACAAGUACCCACUGCUCAACACCCUGGAGAUCCUGACGGCCGCUGGGACCCUCAUCUCCAAAGUCAAGGGUUUCCACUAUGAAUCCAACAAUGAGGCGGACAAGCGCGAGUUCGAGAAGGCCGUGGAGACCAUCGCCGUGUCCUUCAGCAGCACGGUGUCCGAGUUCCUCAUGGGGGAGGUGGACAGCAGCACCAUCCUCUCCGUUCCACCCAGCGACCAGAGCCAGACUAUGGAGAGCCUCUGUGGGGGGAUUCCUGGCCCUAGAGGAGAUGGAGCGCCCUCAGGCACGGACAGCUGUGACACGGCCCGUCCUCCUGCUGAAGAAGUGGAUGUGAUGCUGCAGCGCUGUGAGGGCGGCGUGGACGCUGCCCUCCAGUAUGCCAAAACCAUGUCCAAGUACAUGAAGGACCUGGUGGGAUACGUGGACAAAAGGACCACACUGGAGACAGAGUUUGCCAAAGGGCUCCAGAAGAUGGCAAAUAUGUACAAGCAAAUCAUCAGUCAGGAGACCAGCAUGCCUUUCCUGUCCAUCUACCUGCUGGCCCUGGAGCAGGACAUGGAGCACGGGAUCUCAGUUGUGCAGGCAGCCAGCGCCCUGCAGCAACAAAGCUUCCUUCAGCCACUGACAGUGAGACGCCUGGAACACGAGAAACGCAGGAAGGAGAUCAAGGAGCAGUGGCACCGGGCGCAGAGGAAACUGCAAGAGGCAGAGGGGAACCUGCGCAAGGCCAAGCAGACUUACAUGCAGCGCAGCGAGGAGCACGACAAGGCCAAGUCCAUGGUAGUGAAAGCAGAGGAGGAGCAGCAAAACACCACCAGCAGCAUCACCACCAAAACCCUGGACAAGAAGAGGCGGCUGGAAGAGGAAGCCAAGAACAAGGCAGAAGAGGCCAUGGCCACCUAUCGUACCUGCGUGGCCGAUGCAAACACGCAGAAGCAGGAGCUGGAGGACACCAAGGUGAACUCGCUGCGGCAGAUCCAUGAAGUGAUCAAACAGACUGACCAGGUCAUCAAGUCGGUCACCAUCUCCUUCUACCAGCUCAUGCAUAUGCAGACAGCGCCUCUGCCCGUGAACUUCCAGACUCUGUGUGAGAGCAGCAAGCUCUACGACCCGGGCCAGCAGUACGCCUCCCACGUCCGGCAGCUGCAGCGCGGCGACGAGCCCGACGUCCAGUACGACUUCGAGCCCUACGUGUCCCACAGCGCCUGGUCUCCCUUUACUCAGGCACAGAAGGGCAGCUUCAGUGCCAGUGAGUUCCCCACCAGUGCAGAGGGGGCUGGGGCUGGCUCAGAGGGAGCAGCAGGAGCCAAGGAGUCCCCAAGUGGGGCUGGAGCAGCCGAGAGAAGAGGUGGGAGGGGACACAAGGUGCAUAAAUCCUGGCCAACCUCUGUCACUGAUGCUGACAGCAGCCUGGAUUCCAAUGCAGGGGAGUUCAGCCACAAGCUGCAGCGCCUGUCGUCCAACGGCACCGCGUCCUCCAGCGAGGAGCUGGAGGAGAAGGACGGCACCACCACUCCCUUCGAGCAGAGCAUCAACGGGAUCACCCCGGAGCUGGCAGCUCCCACAGGGCCCUUUCGGAAUGUUGGCUUGUCCAAGGCUGCCCAGACCCACCGGCUGAGGAAGCUCCGUGCCCCUUCCAAGUGCCGGGAGUGCAACAGCUACGUGUACUUCCAGGGAGCCGAGUGUGAGGAGUGCUACCUGGCCUGCCACAAGAAGUGCCUGGAGAGCUUGGCCAUCCAGUGUGGGCACAAGAAGCUCCAAGGGAAGCUGCAGCUCUUCGGGCAGGACUUCACCCAGGCGUCUCGGGGCAGCCCGGACGGGAUCCCCUUCAUCGUCAAGAAAUGCAUUUCAGAGAUUGAGAAGCGAGCCCUGAAAACAAAGGGCAUCUACCGAGUUAACGGCGUCAAGACACGCGUGGAGAAGCUUUGCCAGGCCUUUGAGAACGGGAAGGAGCUGGUGGAGCUGUCCCAGGCCUCUCCUCAUGACAUCAGCAACGUCCUGAAGCUCUACCUGAGACAGCUGCCAGAGCCCCUCAUGCCCUUCAGGCUGUACAACGAGCUGAUGGGGCUGGCCAAGGAGAGCCUGCAGGGCGGGGAGGCCAAGGGCCGCAGCGGGAAGGGCAGCCCCGAGCUGGUGGACAGAGGAGCUGACACCGACGGCGUGGUGCUGAGCCUGGUGCUGAGGCUGAGGGAGCUGCUGAAGGAGCUCCCCUCGGAGAACAUGGCCACGCUGCAGUACCUCCUGCAGCACCUGAGGAGGAUCAUGGAGGUGGAGCAGGACAACAAGAUGACCUCAGGCAACCUGGGCAUCGUCUUCGGGCCGACGCUGAUGCGCCCCAGGCCCACGGAUGCCACGAUUUCCUUGUCCUCGCUGGUGGAUUAUCCCCACCAAGCUCGGAUCAUUGAGGCACUCAUCAUCUUCUACCCCACCAUCUUCGAGCACAAGGACGUGGCACCAGCUGAGCCCCGCAGACGUGGCUCAGCUGCCACAGAGGAGGUGGCCAGUGGGGCUGAGCAGGUCCAUGCAGGCUCCCAGCCCGUGGCUCCUCUUGGCACCAGCCCCUUCCUGGAGCGGCCUUCAGAGAAAGGGAAUUUGGCUUUCAGCGCUGACUCGCUUGCAGAGUCCGGCGACCGCUCCGUGGACUCCGACUCGGAGCUGGAGGACGCUGGGGAGCCACCGACACACCUGACCAAGCAGGGGAGCGAGACCAGCACGGAAGAGGUUAAUUUCUGUGACGAGGGGAGCGAGGGGCUGCGGAGCAGGAGCUGCAGCGUGGGCCAGUGGGAUGCAGAGGGCUCCGCUCCCCGCUGCUGCAGCCCUGGAGAGGAGCAAAGCGACCUGGAGGAACACGCCGAGAGCCGCGGCCCCAGGGAUGGCACAGACCAGCCCGGCAGCUCUCGGGGCCACGGCAGCCACGAGCUGCAGCCCCGGCUCAUCUGAGCCGCCACGGACACCGGGAUGGACAAAGGGGCGAAUCCCCCAGGCUGCGCAGGUGCUGGGAAGUGGAAUGUGGAGGGGUGGGAGGGACAUGUGGCAGCCCGGGGGGGUUUGGUGUGUCAGCUGCAGGCGAGUCCUGGCUGAUUCCUGGCUGGAGCUUUCACACAAAACCCCUGAGCCCCUCAGUGCCCAGCCAGAGAACAGGGUCACAGCCUGCUGGGACCCCUGGCUCAGCUGGGGCAGUGAAGGACCUUGCUUCCCUCCUCCUUGCUUGGGAGGGAGCUGAGUUUGGGCAAACCCUCCACUUGUUGAGGACUGGGGAGGAACCCAGGGCUGUGCCAGUGCCAGGUGUUUUAUUUUUGUUGUGCACCUGAAUCCCUGAAUCCCUCACCUGUGCUGUGAGAUCGAGGUUGGGGGAGUCAAAGGACCUGUCAGCCCUGAUGGCUGAGGCUGGAAGGGAGCCAAGGCUUCCAGGAGUGACAUGGGAACAAGAAUCCCUCAGGAUGGGCAGGAGAAUGACACCACAGGAACAGAUGGCACUGAAGGCAGCUCACAGGGACAGGGACACAGCUGGAGCAGCUGCACCAUCUCACCCUGAGCCAGGCUGGCCUUUGGGGCUGUGCCAGGAUCUCAGGGGAUGUCCCUCACUGUCACCUGACUGAAGCAGGGUUCAGGAUGGAUUUCCUGCCCCAAAACCUCAGCACUGUGGCCCAGCUGAUGGCAUCUUCCUUGCUGCUUGGGUUGACAGGAUUUGGAUUGGUGGCAUUUCCCUCCUUGGCAGGAGUGCAAGGAGCAGCCUCAGGCUGUGGCAGGCUCUGCAGGGUCCUGAGCCCUGCUGAGCUGUCCUGGUUUGGUUGUACAGUCAUUUCAUCUCCAAAAAACUGUGCUGCAAGUCCAGGACCAACUCCCUCUGCUCUUGCAGCUGGGCAAGGGGCAGGUCCCCAUGGGGAAGUGCCUCUUCUUCCUCUUCCUCCUCCUCCUCAGGGCCACUCUGGCCUGGAUCCAGCCCAGCCCAGCCCCAGCCAGUGUAAUUUUGAGCUUCCUUUCCUUUUCUGCAAAGACGUGAACCAACCCUUCAAUAUGACUCCACUACCUCUGCUGGCACAGGGACUAAAGCCAAAGUGGUUUUGGUUUUUUUUAGGUUUUUUUUUUUUUUUUUUUUUUAAAGCUAUGAGACUUUUUCCUGCAUUGAGGCACAGAGAAACAAGUAGAGUUUUAGCUUGGAAAGAGCUGAGAGCCUUUUCCUUUGUUCUCCUGCUUGUGAGAGACAGACCAGGUGGUGUUGGGGGCUCUCAAACACCUUGGUACUGCAAAACCAGGCAAUGGACAGGAGUUUUGAGCCCAUCUCAGCAAAGGUACAUAAACCCAGGUUAACUCACAGGUUUGGAACUGAGCCAGGGAAGAGCUGGACACCUGCAGGAUCUUUUGUCUCCUUCAGCUCUUCCACAGAUCUGGAUUUUUCAGGGGCACAGCUGGAUUUUUUCCAGGGCAGCAGGAUGUGGGAAUGCUGCUGCCACGGCGGUACCGUGUGUGUGUGUGAGGGUGGGUGAGGAUGAUGAGGGUGAGUGUGAGUGAGGGAAGGGGCUAAAGCUGCACUUGAGCUUCCCACAACAGCAGCUCCCUCCUGGUUGUGUCAGUUCUGUUUGUCCUGACAGGCCUGUGCUGCUGCACCAUGCUGCCUUGCUGCGUUCACAUUGGCAAGCUUCCCAAAAAACCAAUAAAACCAAUGUGUUCUGACGUGUUUGUCCUGGGGAUCAGGGUCUUCCAGGCUCCCCCUGCCACAGGAGGCCAAAUCCAAAUGUUUCUGGCACAAAAAGUGAAGUUUAAAGCUCCCCAGAGUCCUGGGAUGGAUUGAAGUGAGU